GUACAUUCUUGAAAACAACUCUAUUCACCCCCCCCCCUCUAGAGUUGCACAUUUGUCUAACAAUUGGUAUCGGAGCAGAAAGUUCUUCGAAUACAUUAUUUUUUUCAGGAACUAAAAGAUCAAAUGGCAUCAAGGAUGUUCAACGCAGGAGUGACCGAGGGACAAUCAACCACGAGGCCACCUCUGUUCGAUGGAACAAACUACUCGUAUUGGAAGGAGAGGAUGAGAAUCUUUAUCCAAUCCAACGACUACAAGCUAUGGCUAAUUGUGAAGAACGGAUGCGGAGUCCCGAUGAAGAAAGUCGGUGAAGUCAACGUUCCCAAAACCAAAGAGGAGUUCACCGACGAAGAUUGCAAAAAGAUGGAGCUCAACGCAAAGGCAAUAAACAUGAUUUAUUGCGGUGUUAAUGCGGAUGACUACCGCAAAAUUUCGCGGUGUGAAACCGCAAAACAAAUGUGGGAGAAAAUGGAGGUCACCUACAAAGGAACCGCGCACGUUCGGGAGGCCAAAAUCGACCAUCUUACUCACGAGUACGAACUCUUCUCAAUGAAGGAAAACGAGAAGAUUGAGGAAAUGUUUGAGAGGUUCUCUAACAUCAUUAAUCCUCUCAAUCUUCUCGGGAAGACCUACACCGACCGAGAGCUCGUAAGAAAGGUGCUACGAAGCCUAUCCCCCAAAUGGCGUUCAAAGGUGGACGCAAUCAAAGAAGGUCGUGACUUUCAAACAAUGACCUAUGAUGCUCUUCGAGGUAAUCUUAUUACCUACGAAACCACCCAACUCUCAAAGGUGGUUGAAGAGAGGAACAAGAGGUCUAUUGCUCUACCCGCAACAACAUCAACCCACAACAACGUUGAUGAAGAAGAUGAUGACAGCGACGACACCGACCUCGGACUCUUUGUCCGAAAAUUCAAGAAGAUGAUGCUCAAG
This is a messenger RNA of Cuscuta campestris, 927 nucleotides long. The record is from the annotation of a GenBank genome assembly. NCBI's taxonomy places the organism in Eukaryota, Viridiplantae, Streptophyta, Magnoliopsida, Solanales, Convolvulaceae.